Messenger RNA from Hypomesus transpacificus, 1806 nucleotides. Its product is annotated as transcription factor Sp8-like. The transcript has a single exon. Gene Ontology annotation, molecular function: DNA-binding transcription factor activity, RNA polymerase II-specific; RNA polymerase II cis-regulatory region sequence-specific DNA binding. NCBI's taxonomy places the organism in Eukaryota, Metazoa, Chordata, Actinopteri, Osmeriformes, Osmeridae. Gene Ontology annotation, biological process: regulation of transcription by RNA polymerase II. The record is from RefSeq and is a predicted model, not a curated record. The annotation marks the transcript as partial.
ACCGUCUCCAGCGCUUUCUCACUAACCACCGCAAAUUCGUGUAGUUCUCCGUUUGGAAAUGACUAUACACUUUACCAGACGUCAUCCGAUUGCCCCACUGAGCAUACGCAUACGCAACGUCCAAUGUUUCUCUCCAAGCUCCCUGCAGCAGUUGAUGGUUUGACGGGGAUGUAUCCAAGGAUGGGCGUACAUGCGCACCCUUACGAGUCUUGGUUCAAGCCAGUGUCUGAGGUUAAUAACGUUACCAGCGGCACGUCAUCUUGGUGGGACAUGGGCACCGGCUGGGUGGAUACGCAGAGUCCAAACGGGCUGCCCUCUCCACUUAGCAGCUAUUCCGACUACGCACCUUUGCCUCACAGCCACCCCGCCUUCAGUCCCGGGCCCUCCCAGCACCUGUUACCCGCGUCCCAGCAUCUCCUGGACAGCUUCAGGCCGGCGCUCUCUGCCUCCUAUACAGACUCCUGCCCCGGAGCAUCGGUGCUCAGCGGAGUCCCGGCAGUCUCUCUUUCGAGCUCUCCCCGGUCAUCAUCCCGGCGCUAUACCGGCAGAGCCACGUGUGAUUGCCCGAACUGCCAGGAGGCUGAGAGAUUGGGACCUGGGGGCACGAGCCCGCGGCGAAGAGGCUUGCACAGUUGCCACAUACCGGGCUGUGGAAAAGUGUAUGGUAAGACCUCACACCUGAAGGCACACUUGCGCUGGCACACCGGGGAGAGGCCGUUCGUCUGUAACUGGCUCUUCUGUGGGAAACGCUUCACGCGCUCAGAUGAGCUCCAGCGGCACCUACGCACGCAUACCGGAGAGAAGCGGUUUGCUUGUACGGUCUGCAAUAAGCGCUUCAUGCGCUCUGAUCACCUUAACAAGCAUGUGAGGACGCACACUGCGGACGGGUCAGAGGAAGGGACACCGGGAGAACCGGGUGCCGGUAAGAGAAGCAGCGACACAGACAGCGAGCAUUGCAGCGUCUCAGGGAGCCCGAGCCAGUCCCCCGAUCUGUUGCACGCACCGGAGACGGUCCAAUCAGUGAACGGACACAACUUACUGGACUAGACGGUUAAAAAUGUUCCACGAAGCAUAACGCCAUCUGCUACACGGAGUGUCUGCACCUGAAAACGUUUAUUCUAAAGCGAGAGGCGUAAAACCAACUGCUCCUAAUCACGAGUCCUAAAACAAACUAUCACACGGUUUGGGCUCUAGUUUAAGGGGCAUUCUACCAAGAUCAAUUUGUUUUAUGUCGUUGUUUGCGUUUCAGUAGGCAUCUGAAAAUAUUUACAUGUUUACAGUCGAUACGGGGUUUCUUGGAUAUUAUUCAAAAACGGAUGUGGCACUUUAUUCUUGAACUUUGUUUGUGGAUGAAAGUUGUCUCCUUAUACCUCACCAGCCAUAAUUGGUUUUAUUUGUAAUAUUUCAUUAUGACUGCAGUUUACACUUUAUACCUCUCAGUCAAUUUAUGGAUGUGUAAUUUCACAAAGCAGACUGCCAUAACGUCAAACUAAGUAGGCGAAAUGUUAAGGACUCAGCGUGUUGCUUUCUUCGGUUUAAAUUUUCAUCAUCAACCAUUCGAUGGAGAACAAAACUCAAAUUAUGCCUAUUUUUAUUAACUAUAAGUUGGACUUGUAUUUUGAGGUCUGUGAGUCGCACUUUGAAUUCAUAUUUAAGGUUUUAAGGAGGUCUGUUUGAUUAUUGCGUUUUAAUUUAACUGACCAUGUAUCUGUUGGUUUUUGAGUCCAAUAAAGACUUAGGGUUUUGAUCAAUCAAGUAUAUGUUUGUUGAAUGAAACCAUUUGACUUUGAGGAUAGCCUCAUUAAA